AUGAUGGAUAUAUUCCAGAAUUUCUUUAAAAUAAUUUUAAAACACUACUUAUAUAACAGCAAGGCAAAAAUAAGUAUAAAAUUAAUUUAUGGUUCCGAAAGUUGUAAUAGUUAUAAUAAUGCAGAAAAUUUUUUAAUUGAAUUAAUAGAAUUCUUUAAAGAAAUUGAUAAUUUUUAUAAAGAUAUAAAAAAAUAUUUAUAUGAAAAUAAUAAUAACAUAAAUGAUAUCAGUAAUUUAGAAAAAUAUUUAUUGGAAUAUUUUAAAUUUCAUUUAAACAAUAAAAUAGACUUAAAAAAAAAAAAAAAUAAUGGGAUAAUACGGAGAAAAUAUAAUUUACAAGAAUAUGAAAAAGAUAUAAAAAACUCAAAAGAAAAUUUUAAAAAUUAUUUAGAUUAUUUUAUAGAAACAAACUUAACAUUAGUGUAUUUUGAUUUUAUAGAAGGUAACGAAUUUGAUUGUGAUACUUAUUUUGAAAAAUUACAUGAUUAUGAUUUGAAUAUAUUACUGUUAUUUGUUAGUACUUAUGAUAAUGGUUCAUUUCCAAAAAAUUGUUGUAAACUAGAAGAAACUUUAAAGGAUUUAAUAAACGAUUUUAGAGUAGAAAAAGAUUUGUUCAAAGAUGUUUUUUAUAGUUGUGUGGGAUAUGGUAACAAGAGUUACGGGAAAAAAUAUUUUUGUUCUCCUAUUAUUAAAUGUGAUAAAUGGCUUUUUUCAUUAGGUGCAAAAAAAUUAUAUAAAACAUUAACAUUGUGUGAUGGUGAAAAUAACGAAGAUUAUAUAUUAGACUGGAAAUGUAAUUUAUUUAAAACUUUGUAUUUAUCUCUAUUUUUUUAUUGUUUUAAUAAUAUAAAAUUAUUCACCUUUAUUUAUUAUCCUAACCUAAAAAAAUAUGAUUCCUUAAAAUUUUAUUGCUCUUUUUUUUGUAAUAAUUAUAAUCAAAUAUUUGAAAAUGUCUAUAACACACAAAACUGUUCAAAUAAUAUUAAGCCAAAUGAAAUCAAUAAAAAUAAGGAAUUACAUGAUCUUAAAAAUUUAAUUUACUAUCACAAUAAUAAGGAAAAUGAUUCUUUUUUGAAUAAAAAAGAUCAUGAUAAGAAGCACAUAAAUAAUUUCAAUACAGAUGAAAAUACUGAAACGAAUAAACAAAUAUGUAAUGUGUAUAAAAAUGAAAAAAAUAGCUUUGAAGAAGAUACUUGCAAUAACUAUGCUACCUCUAAUGUAUGCAAAAAUAGUAAAAACAAAUUAGAAUAUAACUAUGAAGAAUCAACAAAAAUAAUUUCUUCAGAAUCUAGUUAUGAUGAAAAGGAUUAUGAAAAAACAAAAAAUAUACUUAUCACAAAUUCUAAUCAUAAUAAUAAAGAUGCUUCUAUUAACUGUAGUAGUGAAGAUGAAUUGGAAGAUUUAGUUUUAAACGAAACAAAAGAUAUGCUAACAAAAAAUCAAAGAGAUAAGUUAACAAAAGAAGGUUAUAAAAUAAUUGGUUCCCACAGUGCAGUAAAAUUAUGUAGAUGGUCUAAAUCUCAAUUAAGAGGAAGAGGAGGAUGUUAUAAGCACACAUUUUAUGGUAUAAAUUCUUAUCAAUGUAUGGAAGCUACUCCUAGUUUAGCUUGUGCAAAUAAAUGUGUUUUUUGUUGGAGACAUCAUAAAAAUCCUGUUGGUGUUAGUUGGAAAUGGAAUAAAGAUGAAGCAAAAAUGAUAGUUGAAGAAGCUAUUAAAAAACACAAGGGGAUGAUAAAAGAAUUAAAAGGUGUUUAUGGUGUUAUUAAAGAAAGAUUUGAUAAUGCAAUGAAUAUAAAGCACUGUGCUUUAUCAUUAGUUGGAGAGCCAAUUAUGUAUCCUGAUAUUAAUGAAUUAAUUGAUGAGCUACAUAAAAAAAAUAUAUCUACUUUUUUAGUUACGAAUGCUCAAUUUCCAGAUGCAUUAAAAAAUUUACGUAAAGUCACACAGCUGUAUUUAUCUAUUGAUGCAUCAAAUAAGGAAGCUUUAAAAAAUAUCGAUAGGCCUUUAUUUAAAGAUUAUUGGGAAAGAUAUAUUAAAUGCAUAAAAAUAUUAAAAAACAGAAAAGAAAGGACUGUUUUUAGAUUUACUUUAGUAAAAGAAUAUAAUAUGAUGGCUAACGAAGUUUCAAGUUAUGCUAAAUUAAUUGAAUAUGGCUCUCCUGAUUUUAUUGAAAUUAAAGCUGUAACUUAUUGUGGUACUUCAAAUGGUUAUCAGUUAACUAUGAAAAAUAUUCCAUGGCAUGAAGAAGUUUAUCAAUUUGCUUAUCAUUUGAUAAAUUGUAAAUCAUCAUUAACUAAUAUUUAUGAAAUAUGUUGUGAACAUAAACACUCAUGUAGUAUUUUAAUAGCUAAAAAAAUAUUUAAAAUCAAUAAUAAAUGGUUUACUUGGAUAAAUUAUGAAAAAUUUCAAUACUUGGUAAAACAAAAUAAAGAUUUUAAUGCAGUGGACUACUGUGCAGAAACACCUGAAUGGGCAAUAGUAGGAUCAGUUGAAAAAGGAUUUAAUCCAUGUGAUAAAAGAGUAUACACAAAAGGAAAGAAUAAAAAUAGGAAUUCAAAUAAAAACCAAAAUGAAUAUGAAAAGAAAGUCUAA
Plasmodium gallinaceum is the source of this 2592-nucleotide messenger RNA. Its product is annotated as tRNA-YW synthesizing protein, putative. Gene Ontology annotation, biological process: wybutosine biosynthetic process. Gene Ontology annotation, molecular function: 4 iron, 4 sulfur cluster binding; FMN binding; catalytic activity. The transcript has a single exon. Lineage: Eukaryota; Apicomplexa; Aconoidasida; Haemosporida; Plasmodiidae. Bases 1 to 2592 code for a protein of 863 amino acids. The record is from RefSeq and is a predicted model, not a curated record.